UUUUGUCGGCAUCUCCCGGCGGCGGAAAAAAAAGGAAAAUUUUUCGCACGUAUAAAGUCAAAUUUCCAUCAUCUAAUGAGGUCCAGGCUUCCAGCGCUAAGAGAAGGCCGAAGGACCGACCCAGGUUAAACCCUUUCCAAAACCUUUACGCUUCUGAUCUGCCGCCACUUCGGUCGAGUUUCCAGGCAGGAGAAAUGGGAGGUCCCUUCGAGGGCAACUUCGUCGCCGGUCACGCGGUCGCUGCCUCUGCCGCCGUCGUUCUUUCGUCUUCCAUCGCACAUCCGCUCGACACACUCAAAACCCUCGUCCAGGUGGGUGCCGGGUCUAAACAAAAACUGGGUUUUUCUCAGGUGCUGGACAGAGUGAGAUCGGUCUCUGGGAUUUCAGGCCUUUAUAAUGGUCUAGGCUUGUCAACGAUGGCAAAGUUUUCAGGAACCGGAGCACGUUUUGGAGUUUUUGAAAUAUUAUCGGCCUUUUAUACAGAUGGAAGGGAAGAUACCUAUGUGUAUGUAUCAGAGGCCAUGUUGGCUGGCAUAGCGGCUGGUGCUGUAGAGGCUGUUGUUCGCACCCCAUUUGAACUUCUAAAACACAGGAAACAAACAGCUUCUACGUCAAAAUCCAACAUUCUGAGGACCGUCAAGUCUAUGCCAGACUCUACUUCAAUUAUUUCAAAAUUACUACCAAGAUAUACCCCUGAUGUGAAGGCAUGGAGCAAUACUGUUGGUCUUCUAUCAUCCCUGCCUGCAAAGCAUUCAAACCUGGAUCCUGCAUUGAAGCGAUACCCAUGGUUGUUGACUGGUUCUGGAAGGCCACCGCUUGCAUCCUUUGUCAAUGGACCUUCAGACAUCAUAUCUUUGGAGGGUUGGAAUGCUAUGUGGAGAGGGCUUCGAGCUGGAAUUGCUAGGGACUGUUUUUAUGGUGGCUUUUUCUUCGCAGUAUGGCAAUUCUUACACAUUGGAAUGCUAACCUGGAAAGCUCUUCAUUUGGCACCAUCACCAAGAUCAAUCAAUGAGGUUGGUCCAGUUUCGCCUUUGGCUUCUAGCCUUGCUGCUGGAUUUUCUGGAGCUGUAGCUGCUGCCGCUUCUCAUCCUUUUGACACAGCCAAAACUCAAUCGCAGUGUAUUGUUGUGCCUAAGUACAUAAGCAUGGAAAGGAAGUUCUUAAAAUGGAAAACUUCUGGAAUUUGGAUAGAGAGAGUCACUGGCUUGUCCCCUGCAGAUCGAAACUUGUUGCUUCGCGGUAUUGGAUUGCGAAUGGCCUGCAGUGGUGUUGCAUCAUUUACCCUUGUUGCAAGCUACUUAUUUGCCAUUAAACAACUACUAUAGUUGAUGGCUUGGACCAGAUAUUGAAAAAAAAAUUAUGUCAGAAUAAUCUAAUAUAAAUUAGAUCAGAAUGGGUUGGAUUAUCCUGAAUAUAUUAUACAUAAUAAAUUAUAAAAUCCAUCUGAUUGAAUUGAUCUCAGGAUAUCUUGAAACAAAAUUUUUUCCCGUAUUGAUUCAUUAAAAUCAUCUGCCAUAAAUCUUGAAGAUCACAGAUGCGAAGGUUGGGGUCAAAUCUGUCCUUCGUUAAAUAUAAUUUGUUCCCUGAAGAUCUGUUGAUCCAAGGCCAAGCUGUUUUAGGUUUCUCCAUGAAGUCAGUUUAGAAAAAAUGCUAUCUUUUAACAGGUAGAGUGCGACAGUUGGGGGUAAUCAGCUCUCUACUUUGCUGUAUCAUUCACAUUUUUUGGUGAUAUAAAGAAUGAACAUUAUGAAAUAUUUAGGGAAAAAAUAUUAAUAAAUGAGGCCAUUCCAUAAUAUUGUUAAUUCAUUGUUCUUUUCUUCA
Molecule: messenger RNA, 1821 nt
Organism: Dendrobium catenatum
Lineage: Eukaryota; Viridiplantae; Streptophyta; Magnoliopsida; Asparagales; Orchidaceae
Product: mitoferrin
Exons: 7
Coding region: 195-1325 (376 amino acids)
Cellular component (GO): mitochondrial inner membrane
Molecular function (GO): S-adenosyl-L-methionine transmembrane transporter activity
Source: RefSeq, a predicted model, not a curated record